AUGCCCAAUUUCGGUUCAUGGCCAUCCUCUAAAACAUUCAACUUCGUUCUUAAUCUCUUGGUCAAUAACAAACUACACGACGCCGUUUUCAAUCUUUAUUCUUCCGCUUCCAAGUUAGGAUUCCAAGUCGACGCUUGUUGUCUUAAUAUUAUGAUUAAAGGGUUGUGCAAACAAGGAGAGAUGAAAGCUGCCUUUAAGGUGUUCGACGAAUUUCCAAAACUGGGGAUUCAACGGAAUGAGAGGACUUUUUGUACGUUAAUGCAUGGGUUAUGCGAGAAAGGGGAUGUGGAUGAGGCUUUUGAGUUGUUGGAGAUAAUGAAAAGGGAAAAGAUUUGUGUUGAUGUUAUGGUUUUCAAUGUUUUGAUUUGUGGGUUGAGGAAAAAAGGGAGAGUGGGUGAAGCCAAAGAGGUUUUGGAAGAUGUCAUGAUGAGGAAUGGGUGUUUCCCUAAUGAGAGUUCUUAUCAACAUGUUUUGUAUGGGUUGAUUGAUUUCAAGAGAUUUGGUGAGGCUAAAGAGGUUGUUGAGAAGAUGGCUUUGAAGGGUUUUGUUCCUAGUUUUGAUUCGUAUAAAGGUUUGAUUUUGGGGUUUUGUAAAGAGGGAUUGGUUGAGGAAGUUGAUUGGGGUGUGAAGGGUAUGGUUAGGAUGGGUUUUGUUCCUAGGAUGGGGAUGUGGAGACAGAUUGUUAAGUGUCUUGUUGUGCAUAGAGACGUUGGUUGUUCUUUUGAUAUAAUUUUGGAUGUUGAUUAUGAUUGA
Lathyrus sativus (Indian pea) is the source of this 753-nucleotide messenger RNA. The record is from the annotation of a GenBank genome assembly. NCBI's taxonomy places the organism in Eukaryota, Viridiplantae, Streptophyta, Magnoliopsida, Fabales, Fabaceae.